Molecule: messenger RNA, 861 nt
Organism: Capronia coronata CBS 617.96
Lineage: Eukaryota; Fungi; Ascomycota; Eurotiomycetes; Chaetothyriales; Herpotrichiellaceae
Exons: 1
Coding region: 1-861 (286 amino acids)
Source: RefSeq, a predicted model, not a curated record
AUGUCAGCACCUGCAGAACCCCCGCCAUCGUACGCCGCGGCCACAGGCUCCUCCACCACAUCGGCGCCACCUCAUGCAUCAUCACACCUUGAAGUGCCCAAAGCGAAGAAUGGAAUUCCAGCGCUUGCGCGACGCUCCAUGGAAGACCUCCAGCGACCUCUCCCCGACGGCUGGGUGCGGUCCUACGAUCCCAAAGAGAACCACCAAUUCUUCGUCAACACCAAGGAAGAUCCCCCGAAGUCGUACUGGGAACAUCCGCUCGACAUCCCCGAAGUCGUGCAGAAGCUGAGCACCGAAGAGCGCGAAAGAUUGCAGGAAGAAGAGGACCGGCUGAGAAAACAUCUCCCGCAUUCUGCAGACCAUUCCGAGGACGAAGCCCAUACAAGCAACCCGUCUCUUCCGCCACGGCCUGCGACCGGCAAAGCCGCUGACAAAAAAUCCUUUGGAGAAAAGCUGAAGGACAAGGUCACCGGCACCACUCACGAAGAGCGUGUCCGUGAUCGAGCGCGGAGAGAAGAAGAGGAGCGACGGUACUAUGAGGCACAUCUCAAACUCCGCCAGGCAAUGCAGAAAGCUCAAAUGACUGGUCAGCCGCAAUUUUUCGCCAAAGACAAAGAUGGCAAAGACAUCUACAUCGAACCUCCUAGCGGACCUGGGUAUGGAUAUGGCGGCUAUGGUGCCAGAGGCUAUGGAGUUAAUCCCUUUGCCCAAGGUCCCUACUACGCCAAUCCGAAUGUUAGAGUCAUUCGCCCGACCUACCCUUAUAACCGACCCUAUGGCCAAUACGGCGGCGGCGGUGUCGGUUUGCCAAUUGCAGGAGGCUUGCUAGGCGGCAUGCUUCUUGGAGGACUAUUGUUCUAG